Molecule: messenger RNA, 1209 nt
Organism: Rhipicephalus sanguineus (brown dog tick)
Lineage: Eukaryota; Metazoa; Arthropoda; Arachnida; Ixodida; Ixodidae
Exons: 3
Coding region: 1-1209 (402 amino acids)
Source: RefSeq, a predicted model, not a curated record
AUGUCCAUUGGCUGCGGUUUUUCAAACCUCAACGAACUGUUUGCAUCCAUGGAUAUUCCGGGAAUGUCAUCGGACACUUACGCAAAAAUACAAGACAACGUUGGAGACUUUAUCAACCAAGCCGCCUGGGAUGAAAUGAAGAAGGCUGGUGCAGAAGAAGCAAGGCUGGCAAGAGAAUGUGGCGAAAUAGACAAUGAUGGCGUACCCAUGAUAACAGUCGUCGCCGAUGGUGCUUGGUCGAAGAGAUCGUACAAGAACAAGUAUGAUGCUUCCUCAGGCGUGGCUGCUAUCAUUGGACACAGAACUGGAAAAGUCCUCUACAUCGGCGUGAAAAACAAGCGCCGAGUCAAAGAGCAUCAUCCUGGUGCUGAUGUUGACUACGGUCUGCCAGACAUGGAGCCUGGAGCUUUGGCAACUGCUUCUGAGAACUUCGUAAAAUCGCUUUCGCUAUCAGUUACAAGCAUCGAAGACCUGCAGAGAGCAACAUCGAAGCAGAGUGGAUCUAGUCUGUGGAAACAGGAAAGGCGGAAGAGGUUGACAGCAUCAGUUUUUGGCGCUAUUUGUAAAAUGAAACCAACGACUGGAUGCGGACGCACAGUUGGAGACAUCUUGUACAAGGAAAUUAGUUCCGAAGCCAUCAGGUACGGACGGGACCACGAGUGCGUUGCCCUGAGGCAGCUUGAAAAGGAGUGCAACGUUGUUGUAAAACAGUGCGGCUUGUUCGUAGACCAGGAAAACCCCUUCCUUGGAGCUAGUCCGGACGGUCUGAUUGGGGAGGACGUCCUCGUGGAAGUGAAGUGUCCAUACUCAGCGAGGGACCUUACUCCACUAGAAGGAGUCCGAGCCAAAAAAAUAACAUACUGUACGGAAAACGAGGACGGAAAAUUGAAGCUUAAGUCCAAUAGUAACUAUUGGUAUCAAGUGCAAGGUCAGAUGAAUAUAUCUCGUCGUCAGAAAUGCCUUUUCGUGGUGUGGACAAAAAACGGCAUAAGCAUUGAGGCAAUAUCCAGAGAUGAAGUCUUUUGGAAGAAUGAGAUGUUCCCCCGGCUCAAAACAUUUUACAUGCACUGCAUGCUACCAGAGCUCGUGGACCCAAGGAGGAGCCGCGGCCUUCCAAUUCGCGAGCCUGAUCAUAUCACGGAGGCGCAAAAGAACCGUUUACUCAAGCAGGCUUUGAAGAAGACGUCUAGAAAUGGAGACUGCCAAUAA